UCCAGCGGCAAGUAGCGACCCACAACAAUGACCGAAUUCUUCCCUGUGUUUACCGUCUUCCUGAUGGGGUGGAAUAAGUCACUUUUGGCGAUUUUAACUGACUUACUUAGUGUAUGUGCCUAAGUUGAAGGGAAAAUUUAUGUGUAGGGUGCUGAUACAUCACAGAAACCAUGAGUUCAACGGGCAAGACUGAGAACACAAAGUCAGACGGUUCAAAGACAGAAAAGGAUAAGAAUGAAAAAGAAAAAACAGAUAAGGCAAAAAAACCAGAGAAGAAAAAAUUGCCAACAAAAGUUCAGCUAGAGAAAUGGACCUCCUCUAUAAAUGCUCUGUUAUCAGAUCCUGAUGGUGUGGAAGCCUUCCGAAAUUUUUUAUUGGAAUUAGAGGCGGAUGGAGAGGAAGGAGAGUUUACAAAAUACAUUGACUUCUUUAUUGCAUGUGAGAAGUACAAAGCUAGAUUUAAGGAACUGGAAGACACCGCAAAAUCAAUAUUUGAAGAAUACCUUGCGGAAGCUGCUCACCGAUCACUUCUUUUACAGGUGGGAGCAGAUAAGGAAGUUGGAGGUGGUAGUGAAAGUGUAGAAAUAGGGGACAAGUUAGAAGAAGAGGGACUAGAAGGUGUGACUCUGUUUGAUGAAGCUCAGCAAAACAUUAAAAAGAAGCUUGCAGAUGGCGCGUACAUAAAUUUCUGCCUUGACAUUAAAAAGAAGCUCAAGUUAUAACAGGACUUAGAGCAUCCAGUCAGUGCUCUUGUUGUUUUGUUUCAUCUGUUUUGUAACUGAAGAUUUAAUGAUGGUUAUAUAAAUUUUUGGCAUAUAUAUAUAUAUAUAUAUAUAUAUAUAUAUAUAUAUAUAUAUAUAUAUAUAUAUAUAUAUAUAUAUAUAUAUAUAUAUAUAUAUAUAUAUAUAUAUAUAUAUAUGGUUUAACUUUUACAAAAUAAGAUUUAUUUCACCAGAUGUUUGAUGAAAAAAGAAAUAUGUGCAUUACAGUACAGGUACUAUAUUUUUCAAUAUACAGUUUACAGUAUAUUAUAAAUUGUAAUAAUGAAAAGAAUGUUUUGUUCAAUAAGAGUUUUCCUGCCAUCAAUGAGUUCUAUGGAUUUGAACACUUAAGUGUACAAGUGUUUCAUUAUUUGGGUCAAGUUAUAAUUCCACAAAAGAUGGGGACUAUCAUUGUUCGUAUUUUGUGUUGGGAGGCUUUAUAGCAGUUCACUAGGUGUCACUUCAUGGAAUGAGAACUGGAGUUAUGCUUUCAAUUAAGAGUUUGUUGAUUGCCUCAGUGUUGUUUUUGCUAUGGGAAAGGGUUUUGUAUGUUAUAGCAAUAAAUAUGGUAAUGCCUUGUAAAAUAAGUGAAAAGUAUUUACAAUAUUGCUAAAUAUUUACUUUAUCUUUGAUAUUUUGUUUAUGAAAACUAUCUUAUAACUUGUAAAUAUCAUGCAGUUAUGUAUUGUUGCUUGCCGACAAAUGUUCAGUGUCUUCAGGAAAGUUGUACAGUAUGUACUUAAUAAUGAAGUGACACACAAAGUAUGUGAUACAAUCCUUCA
This is a messenger RNA of Homarus americanus (American lobster), 1543 nucleotides long. Its product is annotated as regulator of G-protein signaling 4-like. The coding region runs from base 171 to 722 and encodes 183 amino acids. The record is from RefSeq and is a predicted model, not a curated record. The transcript has 4 exons. Lineage: Eukaryota; Metazoa; Arthropoda; Malacostraca; Decapoda; Nephropidae. Gene Ontology annotation, biological process: negative regulation of canonical Wnt signaling pathway.